CGGACGGGCUUAACCGACGAGACAAAGUCGUGACAUGAACGUUUUUGUUGCCGAAGAAGAUAUUCGUCGAAUUGUGAAAGGAAAUCAAUCUGAGCCGGCCAGUGCACGAUACGAAAAAUGGAUCUGGUGUGGCUUCGACCAGCGAAGAAGCCAGUGCGCCCCUGGGACAUCGAGGACCUGUCGUCGCCAGCCAGGAGAGUACUGCAGCACCUUGAAAGGAGGUUUCCGCCUCGGAACCCCGUUUGUAUCGCAUCUGCUUAUCAGCCUGCAACCAGGUACCAUGACUCGCCGGUGCCUUUCUUCGGCCUCUCGGCUCCGCCUCAGUCUCAGGGCAGAAACACUUUCAAUUUCUUCAGCCAGAGGGCACAUGCAGAGGCAGUCAGUCGGGGCGAACCUCUCUUUAGGCCUGGACGCUGUCCUACAGAUGUUGAAAACUAUCCCUGCAGUCGUCAACCAGAUGACCCUUCACGCAAUGACUGGCCUCCCUAUCACAGUGUGGUGAACGCACACCAGGGCUUCCCUACCAUGCAGCUCAGUCAGCAACGGCAAGAGGGGGUUUUCGUUCCACGGAAUAUUUUGACGAAUCUUGAGAGACCAUCUACGGAGGAAAAUCCAGGAAACACAGAGGGGCAAUCUGAAGCUUGUGGAUCGGGACUGGGAAAUGUUUCUAUACUGGACAUUUCAAUAGAUCAACGCAGUUCAGCUAAUCCGGACAAUAGCCCUCCUAUUUCCAAUUAUGAUGCAUUUGACGAUGAACUAUUGAAUAGUUUCCCAGCAAUUAAUGCCACCCACAGUCCUCCUAUUUCUUGUCAUGAUUUUGCUGAAAGUAGAUCAAACCUGGAGAGAGAAUCGUCUGAAGAAACAAUUGAAGACAUUGUGAGGCAACCUGAAGCUUGUGGAUUGAAAGAUGGAAAUGUUACUCCUUUGGCAGACAUUUCCAUGGAUCUACGCAGUUUAGCUGGUCCCCACAAUAGCCCUCCUUUCUCCGAAAAAGAUAUGUUCGAUGAAGAUAUAAUCAACGAUGGCUCCCCAGUGAUACCUUUGAUCAGCAGCCCUCCUUUUAGCAGCUUUGAUAAUUUUGAAGAAGAGGGAGUGAGAAACUUCCACAAUGUCAGUCCUCUUUGUCCUGAACUACAAGCUCUUGAAGAUGAUAAAGAAAACUUUAGGAGAUCAGGGAGUGACAGAUUUAAUAACACUGGUGAACUCGAGGAACAUAUUGAAUGCAUUAUUAGGAUGGAGCAGAAAGGAAAUGAUGAUGUAAGUUCACCUUUGAAAGACAUCACCCGAAGUCUGAAUGAAACAAAUUGUUCAAAUGUCAAGAAAACAGCGAAUGAGGGAAGCUUGCUAUUUGCAAAGGAAAAGCCCUCAAUGGGAUGUGAGUCACCUCAAAUUGAUCAAAGGCAUUUGAGGGCAAUGUCACACUCCAGUUUCACCCAAAGCCCAAGUUCAGUCCACAUGCUACAUAUGGAUAGUGCUCCUGCUUUCUCACCUCAGACAAGCAAAGGACCUUUAGAAACUGACUUCAGCUUUGAUGAUAUCUUUGAUCCUUCUGGUCAAAAUAAUAUACUAGAAGAGAACAACUUGCAAUAUAAGUCUCCGAUCAUGGCUAAAAACCAAUCCUCUAGCAGACAAAUCACUCCUGGCAGCAAAAAUAGGAAGAAAUUCUUAGGAACUCCUUUUCAACGAGCACUUAGUUCAAAUAGUUUAAUAACUGCAGUUGUUUCUGAAGAUAUACCUCUUACAACCAUAGAAACUCCAAAUAAAAUUAAUGAAAAUAAGUCCAUUGGAACUGAACACAUCUCUCCCACAAUGAAUCAGAACAAUGAAUCUUUUCCCCUGAUCCAAAACAAUAUUGCAAAUGAAAAAGCCUCAGCAAAGCCACCAUCUCCUUUGUUCCCAAUUUUCAACGUUCAAAGGAAAAGAAAAAAUGUUCUAACUGAAAAUUUAGUUUCCCAGCCUACAACUUCUUGUAAGAAGAAACUCAAAUUUGUGGUGCCUUUCAAAAAGAAGGAGCAGGAUGUUAAGGGACCCUCAUCACUUAAAGAUAUCCAAGCUCUUUCUCUGAAGUUGUCGAAAGAGGUAAAUUCAAGGCAAUUGAAGAUGCAGAACCUCACUGAAAUAUUGGCUCAUGAUAUCAGGCAAAAAGUAAUAUUGGAUCCACCUCAAGAAAUGUCAAUGACUCUUCAGUACAGAGGAGGCUUUUGCCAACUAAAUCGGCCAGGCACAAGUGGGACCCUGUCCCCAGAAAGUGUUCUUGUUCGAAUUAUGUGGUCUUCUGACAUAAAAUUCAUCUCAAUACCUGUACAAAAAUAUUCCUGGUCUUCAGACUUAGUUAAAACCUUAUUUAGUGACAAAGGUAGAAAAGUCUGUUUUGAAGCUCAAACAAUGAUUCAACUUAUGGUAGACAAGUUUGGCUUCAACGCAAGUGAAGUUUCUUCGCAAUGGAUUAUUUUGGACCCUUUAAUUGGAUGUUGGCUGUUAAAUCCAGAUAAACCACCUCAGACGUUUAAAGAUGUCUUGAGCAUGAUGAAGAUAUCUGAGGAAAUGGGAGGAAUUGAAAUUCUACUCAGCAAGCUGUCAGAAUGUGCUAAGGUUUUGUAUGAACACCUUACGAAGAGAGGAUUAUGGAAACUCUUCCUGCAUAUAGAGAUGCGCAUAACUCCAAUCCUAGCAUGUAUGGAAUUACAUGGUAUUCAAGUAGAUGUAAAUAAAUUUCAAGAUAUGGGAAACCUACUGAGGGUCCGUCUAGAGGAUGUACAAAAGAUGGCUUAUAAGGCAGCUGGACGACAAUUCCAGUUGACAUCUCCACAACAGUUAGGACAUGUCUUAUAUGACCACCUAAAAUUAGAUAUGAAACAUAACAUUAGUGUGAAAGAAACUGACAAGAAGCACAAUAAAAGUACUUCUGAACCCACGCUCAUCAAGUUUAAGGAUGUGCAUCCACUGCCGGGUGUAAUGCUUGAGUUUCGACGUUUGCACAAACUUAAGAGUACAUAUGUGGAUGCUAUAUUAGGUCAUGUUUCAGAAAAUAGGAUUUACAGUUCAUGGGACCAGACAUCAGCUGCAACAGGGAGAAUAACUUCAAGCGAUCCAAAUCUCCAAACUAUUCCAAAGCAGCCUCUGAUGCCAGAUCAGCCGGACUUACUACUUCGGACUGCGUUUGUGGCAAGGAAAGGAUAUUCCUUUUUAACAGCUGAUUUCCAACAUAUAGAGCUUAGAGUGUUUGCUCAUCUGUCCAAAGAUACCGCCUUGAUCAGAGCUUUAAGUCAAUCCACAGAUGUGUUCAAAAUACUGAGUCAGCACUGGCUUCAAAUCGAAGACAUCUCAAAAGUUAGUGAGGAGGACCGGGAUAAAACAAAACGGAUAAUGUAUUCUCUGAUGUAUGGAGCAGGUGCAUCCAAACUUGUCGAAUUCCUUCACAUUGACUACAAUCAAGCCUCCAAAAUACUUCAGAAGUUUGCAGGAACUUUUCCUAAGAUGGAGGACUUUACUAAGUCUGUUGUGAGAGACUGUCGCAAACAGGGCUACCUCACAACUGAAACUGGAAGAAUCCGAUUAUUUCCUAAUAUUAAUAGCCCUAAUUUCCAGAUUCGAAUGCACAGUGAGAGGCAGGCAGUGAAUUUCCUUGUUCAAGGAACUGCUGCAGAUCUAUGCAAGUGUGCCAUGGUGCAAACACAAAGGUUUCUGACUGGAAUAGGAUCCCAGAAACGUAUUCCACAGGCGUGUCUCCUCCUCCAAAUCCAUGACGAGCUCCUGUGGGAGAUUCCUGAUGCUGAUGUCAUGGAUGCUGCAGAUGUAGUUCAAACAGCUAUGGAAGGAGCAACAUCAGUAUUUCAAGGCUUAUCAAAUUUUUCAGUUCCCUUACCAGUAGUAAUGAAAAUUGGAAAAAGUUGGGGGGACUUGAAAAUUGUAAAGAAUACAUCAUUGGGCACAGCUAGUCAACUACCAUGAAGCUAGUUAAUAAUAUUUGGAAUUCGUAUUAUUAGCAA
Messenger RNA from Thrips palmi, 3989 nucleotides. RefSeq names its product DNA polymerase nu-like. The transcript has 13 exons. The coding region runs from base 118 to 3951 and encodes 1277 amino acids. Gene Ontology annotation, biological process: double-strand break repair; DNA-templated DNA replication. The record is from RefSeq and is a predicted model, not a curated record. Lineage: Eukaryota; Metazoa; Arthropoda; Insecta; Thysanoptera; Thripidae. Gene Ontology annotation, molecular function: DNA-directed DNA polymerase activity; DNA binding.